Messenger RNA from Macadamia integrifolia, 1359 nucleotides. RefSeq lists its product as uncharacterized. Gene Ontology annotation, molecular function: catalytic activity. The record is from RefSeq and is a predicted model, not a curated record. Bases 1 to 1359 code for a protein of 452 amino acids. The transcript has a single exon. NCBI's taxonomy places the organism in Eukaryota, Viridiplantae, Streptophyta, Magnoliopsida, Proteales, Proteaceae.
AUGCGUGCCCUCUUCUGGAAUAUCAGAGGGAUGAAGAAGGCUGCUGGUCGUGCAACUCUCAGCAAUAUUCUCCUAGACAAGCACCCUGAUGUGGUUUGUCUAGCUGAACCAAUGGUGGAGGUAGCUGCUUUCCCUUCUUUAUUUUUUAAUAAACUGGGAUAUGAUGCAUGCUUUAUUCAUAAUAUUCGCACUAAUAAAAACCCAAACCUAUGGGUCAUUUGGAAGAGGUCUCUCACCAAACCAACUAUUAUUUCCAUGUUUGACCAGUUUAUUUCACUGUGUAUAAAUUGGAGAAACAAUUCUAUUUACAUAACUUUUGUACAUGCGAGUUGUUUCCAAGCUUCUAGAAGAGAGCUAUGGAUGGCUCUUGCAGCGACUCCAAUUGGCUCCUCUCCUUGGCUAGUGACAGGUGACUUCAAUGCCUCCCUUUUUUCGCACGAAAAAAAGGGUCCGGGCGCCUUUAAUCUUGGGUCUGCGUCUGAGUUCAAUGCGGUUGUGGAUGCUUGCAACCUGAUUUCAGUUCCUUCUCAAGGGCAUAAAUUUACUUGGACGAAUAACAGGAAGCGUGGGAAUGUUUUGGCAAUUCUGGGCAGGUCUUUUUGUAAUGAAGAGUGGAUAAACCACUUUCCUGACUGUACCCAGGAGGUGAUGCAGUGUUUUUCUUCUGACCAUUCCCCCCUGUGCAUUACCUCGGAUUCAAUGAGGAAACCUGCAAAUUGCCCCUUUCGCAUCCAACGAUUUUGGAUGGACCAUGAGGAAUUUAUGGAUGUGGUCAAUAAAUCCUGGAGUGAACCUGUGGAUGGCUAUCCUAUUUUUUCUCUUGCUCUUAAGCUGAAACGCCUCAAGCCUAUUCUCAGGAGCUGGGCAAGAUCAGUGUUCCCAAACCUAGAUGCGGAAUUAAAAGCUGCAAAAGAUGAUCUUCAGCAAAUCCAAUCUCAGAUAGAUUCCUAUGGUAUUGAUGACCAUCUUUUUAAUUUGGAAGCUGAUGCUAAAUCCAGAUACUUGAAAGCUCUCCUUGACCAUGAAAAGCUAUGGGCAGAAAAAGCAAGAAAUAGAUGGCUCUCUCAAGGAGACCGAAACUCUAGAUUUUUCCACUUAUCUGCGAAAAUCAGAAGGGUGAAGAACUCGAUUCGCUCUCUUCAAAAAACUAAUGGUACAAUUACAUCAAGUAUGGAUGAUUUGGUUGUUCAUGUUGAGGAGUACUAUAAGGCUAUCCAUAAAGCCAGCCCCACCCUUGACCAUGGAUCGCUAUUGGACUGCAUUCCCCAUAUCCUUGACGAGCUUGACGUUAGAGGAUUGGAAGCCAUCCCAAAUGAUCAAGAGAUCAAGAAUGCAAUUUGGGACCAGGACCAACCCUGA